Dracunculus medinensis (Guinea worm) is the source of this 210-nucleotide messenger RNA. NCBI's taxonomy places the organism in Eukaryota, Metazoa, Nematoda, Chromadorea, Rhabditida, Dracunculidae. The record is from the annotation of a GenBank genome assembly.
AUGCGGAUUAUCGAAGAAUGUGUUAAACUAGUUGGUGAUAAAAAACGACCAACUGUGGGUUCUUGUCCAGAGGAUCCCGUUUGUUCAUCGAUAUUUGUUUAUGAUCAACAAGACCUUACUAAUGUUUUAGAAAACAAUUUGAAAGAGUAUGAAUUUUUUAAUCGUUGUAGAAUACUUGUAAAUGACUAUAAUGUUGUAUUAUUUCUAUAA